AUCCAAAAACAAGAACAAAAGCAUAAAAAAAAGGGCGCGUCAUACGUUCCAAGCGAAUAUCCCCAUCAACAUGUUCUAAGCAUAAUCUCAAAUUUUAUCCAGGCAUCGCUUGCACGACAAAGAAGAAGAAAGAGCACAAAGGAGGAAAGGCAAUCGGAGCCAGAAACCAGAAAUGGCAUUACUCCUUCACUGCCGUCCAGUUCCUUCCAUUGGAGUCCGCAGCCUGGUUCCCCGGUCACCGCACCUCCCCAAAACCCUGGUCCCCAAUGAGCUGAAGGUCUGCUGCUCCGCUUCUCACCACUCUCACAAGUGGAGAAGGGAUUAUACGAGCGUCAUGAUAGUCCCGACAGGCGUGGGCGCCUCCAUUGGCGGAUAUGCAGGUGAUGCUAUGCCCGUCGCUCGCGCCCUCUCUUCCGUCGUCGAUUGCCUAAUUUCUCAUCCUAAUGUGCUUAAUGCAGCAAUGCUUUAUUGGCCCUUGCCAAAUUUAUUAUAUGUUGAAGGUCAUGCUCUUGAUCGGUUUGCUGAGGGCUUGUGGGCACUGCAGCCAGUUCACCAAAAUAAGGUGGGAUUAGUCCUUGAUGCUGGAAUAGAAGAAGAGCUUCGAAUUCGGCAUUUACAGGUGGCUGAUGCAACAAGGGCGUCCCUUGGGUUUCCUCUUGUGGAAUAUAUUGUCACUGAUACUGCUUUACAGGUGGAGAAAUGGGUUGAUCCAAAUACUGGGCAAUCAACUGGAAGGAUUAAGCAUCCCAAUUCACUGUUAAGAGCUGUGCAAACUUUAGUUAGCUGGUCGCAGGUGAAUGCCAUUGCAGUUGUGGCACGCUUCCCUGAUGAUGUUACUGAAGACAUUGAUGACUAUCGAAAAGGGAUGGGAAUAGAUCUUUUAGCAGGUGUGGAAGCAGUUAUAAGUCAUCUAGUCGUGAAGGAAUUCCAAAUCCCUUGUGCACAUGCUCCUGCAUUAUUACCUUUGCCUUUGAGCCCAUCCAUAUGUCCAAGAUCAGCUGCUGAGGAGAUAGGAUACACAUUCUUGCCAUGUGUGCUUGCUGGGCUAAGCAAUGCACCACAAUAUAUAGACAGUAAGCCUGAGUCCUUGGAGAAUGGUUGUAUAUUGGCAAGUGAUGUUGACAGUGUCAUUCUUCCCAGAGAUGCUUGUGGUGGAGAGGGUGCUAUGGCUUUCGCGAGAAGCAAAAGAAACAAGCCACUUAUUAUUACUGUUGAGGAAAAUGAAACAGUUCUCAAUGAUACACCAGAUAAACAUGGGAUUGAAGCGGUCAAGGUCUCAAACUACUGGGAAGCAACCGGUGUUGUUGCAGCUCACAAGGCUGGAAUAGACCCAAUGUCUCUCCGACGAAAUGCAGUUGAUAACAUUCGGGGCACUUCCUUAAUGCUUUCCAAUGGUUUUGCAGUCUCAGGUGCCAAUCUCCAGAAUUUGAUUUGAGUUGCUGCGUACAUAUAUAUAUAUAUAUUUUUCUCUCCAAAUUGUAUUUCAAAAUUUGAAAGCUAUGAUCUGCUUGUUCACAAUAGCCAUGUUUGAAGAUAAUUAUUCUUUUUGUAUUGACUAAGAACUAAUGACCAUAUUUAUUAAUAUUGUUAAAAGUAGGCCAGGCUUACGUUUAGGUUUUCA
Malania oleifera is the source of this 1621-nucleotide messenger RNA. RefSeq lists its product as uncharacterized. The transcript is spliced from 9 exons. The coding region runs from base 173 to 1435 and encodes 420 amino acids. NCBI's taxonomy places the organism in Eukaryota, Viridiplantae, Streptophyta, Magnoliopsida, Santalales, Ximeniaceae. The record is from RefSeq and is a predicted model, not a curated record.